GACACAAUUUCUGGCCAAGCAGUUGCACGGUGGACAAUUGGACGUAAUGCAUCUCGGCAAAUUAAUGCGCCUGAUUUGUUUUUAGAAACGGAGUUUAUGACCGGUGGAGAGCGUACAAAGCCGCAGUAGGCUACCACUCGCUGUCAGGGAUACUGGUUGUUGUUGAUGUCAUCGGUUGUCGUGUUCGAACCGGAGCGACCGUCAAUUUAUAGUCAGGAUUACUAGAAUAACAAAAUAAAGCCUACAAUAAAAGUAGCUAGGUUUUUUGGGGGGGCGCACAGUGAGUAUGGGAAUUCUAACGCACUGUGUUUUACUUUUUAUAUUCCAGCAUUUGACGUCAGCUUAUGAUUUUAAAGAAGGACUAGAUAACAACGGACGGUAUGAAUUUGUGAAAGAUCCUAGUUUGAAUAUCGAAAAGAGAUCUGCUUAUGUAGAAUUAGACCAGUUUGACUCUGAAUCACCCGACCACAUUCGGAGCAGGAGAAGCGCUGAUCAAGGGGACUGUAAAAGUCUCCAGGGAUUCGACACCAAGUUGACUAACAACACCCACACCUUUUCCUUCAAUGACCUGAGUGGGUCCGUGUCACUGGCCUGGGUUGGAGACUCCACCGGGGUCAUCCUGGCUUUGACAACAUUCCAGGUUCCAUUCUUCAUGUUGAGAUUCGCCCAGUCCAAACUCUAUCGAAGUGAGAACUAUGGGAAGUCGUUCCAGGAUGUCACAAACCUCAUCAACAACACUUUCAUCAGAACAGAGUUCGGCAUCGCCAUCGGACCAGAGAACUCUGGGAAGGUGAUCCUGACAGGUGAUGUGUCUGGCAGCCUGGGAUCUCGUAUCUUUAUCUCCAAAGACUUUGGGAACAGCUUUGAACACCAGGACCUUCCCUUCAACCCUUUGAUGCAGAUCACAUACAACCCCAGAGAUGCCAACGUACUCCUGGUUAUCAGCAACACUAACGAGCUCUGGCUGUCAGAGGACUUUGGAGAGAACUGGAGGAAGAUCCACGACAUGGUGUGUCUGUUCAAAUGGGGGAUGGACAGUAACAUAUUCUUCACCACCAGCCUCAAUGGAUCCUGCAAUGACAGGGGGAUGCUGGACUUGAGGAGGACUACGGACUAUGGGAAGACCAUCAAGACUGUUGCCACUAAGAUCUUCUCUUUCGGCCUAGGGGGAAAGUUUCUGUUUGCCUCUGUUAUGACUGGAACUGGUACUCUGAGGGUGAUCCAUGUGUCGACUAACCAGGGGGAGGAGUGGAACAUGGCUCAGCUGCCUCCGGUUGGCCACGAGGAGUUCUAUUCCAUCCUGGCAGCCAAUGAGGACAUGGUGUUCAUGCACGUGGACGAACCAGGAGACACAGGCUAUGGCAGCAUCUAUGUGUCAGACGACAGGGGUACAGUGUACUCUAAGUCUCUGGAGCGUCACCUCUACACCACCACAGGGGGAGACACUGACUUCACCAACGUUACCUCUCUACGAGGGGUCUUCAUCACCAGUAUACUGGCAGAGGAUGGCUCGGUGCAGUCCGUGGUGUCCUUUGACCAGGGAGGGGAAUGGGUGCCCCUGCAGAAACCUGCCAACACCAAGUGUGACUCCACAGCCAAAGACCCUGACAAGUGCAGUCUCCACAUCCACGCAGCUUACAGCACGGCUAUGAAGCUGAACGUCCCCAUGCUGCCUCUCAGUGAACCAAACGCUGUAGGACUCAUCAUGGCUCACGGGAGUGUGGGCGAUGCCAUCUCUGUGAUGAAGCCUGACGUAUUCGUGUCAGAUGAUGGGGGUUACACCUGGCUGCAGGCCCUGGAGGGACCUCACCACUAUGCCAUCCUGGACUCUGGUGGACUGCUGGUGGCCGUGGAGCACUCUGCACAGCUCAUCAAAGACAUCAAGUUUUCCACAGACGAGGGCCAGUGCUGGCACGUUCACCAGUUCACUAGCGAUCCCAUCCACUUCGCAGGGCUAGCGUCAGAGCCGGGGGCGAGGUCUAUGAACGUCAGUGUCUGGGGCUACAGAGACUCUCUGCUCAGUCAGUACUGGGUAUCUGUCACCGUCGACUUCAGAGAGCUGCUCACUAGAACCUGUGAGGACCAGGACUACGUGCAGUGGCUGGCACACUCUGAUGACAUCAGCGACCCUAACGACGGCUGUAUGCUGGGUUAUAAGGAGAAGUUACUGCGUCUAAGGAAGGCCUCUGUCUGCUGGAAUGGACGGGACUAUGAGGUCAACAAGCAACCCACCCCCUGCUCCUGCACCCUGGAUGACUUCAUGUGUGACUUUGGGUACUUUCGUAAAGAGAACAGCUCUGAGUGUGUGGAGCAGCCGGACCUGAAGGGCCACAUUCUGGAGUUCUGUCUGCAAGGCAAGGAGGAGCUGCUGCAGACCAGAGGCUAUAGGAAGAUCCCUGGGGAUAAGUGUGAGGGAGGAACACAGCCGGAGAGGAAAGAGAUCAACCUCAGUAAGAGGUGUGUCAGUGAUCUGCUGGGAACUCAGGAACUACUGAUGGACGGCCAUGCACCCAUCGUAGUGACUGUUUUAAUCAUUGUGCUGCUCGCAAUUGUAGCUGGGGUCCUCAUCGUCAAGAAGUAUGUCUGCGGUGGCAGGUUCCUGGUACACAGCUACUCUGUCCUACAGCAGCAUGCUGAGGCCCAGGGACUAGACGAGCCCCUAGACAGCAACCACACUCAGACCAGCAACGUUGCCGACUUCCACGAUGAUUCAGACGAGGAUCUUCUGGAGUAACAGAUUGAACAUGCAGCUCCCAAGAGGACCUACUUGUCUCCUGUCUGUCCUUUACAACCCAGAGACUCCUGCAGCUACAAGAGGAAUCUAGUCUCCUGUCUGUCCUGAGGCUCACUGCUCUACAUCAAAGAACAUGUUUCUUCUAUCUGUACAACCAGAGGCUCACUGCUGCUCUCUCCUUCGCCUCCUGCUACUUCCUCCUUCCCUCCCUCCACCAUGACCCAUGACCCUUGACCUCUAACCCCUGACCUUCCGGCGCCUGGCGGAGAGUUGUUCUAGUGCAGCUCUCAUCAGUGAGGUAUCCAAUGAGGCUUUGUGAUCUGAGUGAGACAUAAUUCAGUAGGAGAGCAGAGGUCCAGCCGUGUUGUUGUGGUUGAUUUAAAAAAAAUAAUAAUAAUAAUGUAUUCUCCAAGUUCCUUUUCUGUUGGGAUGGAAUGAUGUGAUGGUUCUGGACUGCUGGUGAAUCUGGAAUCAUAGAACUGCUGUUUUAGAAUCUGUUUUAUGGUCAUCGGGAGCUUCUCUUAAUAUCUACUGUAGCUAGACUCUUCAAACUAGUGAACGUAAACAGCACCAUGACAUUACGGGUUAUACAUCCCAUUGCUUGGGACAGGGGAUCUUGGGAAAUAUUAUGUAUACGUUUCUAUUUAAGACAUGUCCUUUUCCCCCCUCCCCUGCACUUACAUAAAGAUCUUUCAUUUUUCAUUGAUGUGAUUCGGGGUUGGGACUAUGGUAAAUAGGUUGAAGUUGGCUACUGUGGCUUGGUAAAGUUAUUCUACCAAGCCACCCUAUUCUUAACUAUUUUUAACUAUUUUGCUUGAAUGAUAAGAUGCAAGUGGAAAUAUUUAGAAGCAUUUAAAGUUAGAUAGCAAUAACAUUGCUAAGCUUUCAUUGCUUAGCUUUCAUAGCAGGAAUCAACCUCCUCCUCCUAAAUUAAAGGGAUGAAUCCUAACAUGAGAAAUUUGGACUUAACUCAAACAUUCACCUCCUAAAUCAUGCAUUGAUGUCAAUGGUGUGAAAAUGUGUUUUUUUUUUAAAUAUAUAUCUGAAGUUAUGAUUUGGCUAUAUUGGAAAAAUAGAAUAAGUCUAUGUAAACAUUGUAUGCAGGUGUGAAUCCCUAAAGCAGUAGUAUACAAAUA
Salmo salar (Atlantic salmon) is the source of this 3870-nucleotide messenger RNA. RefSeq names its product sortilin. Gene Ontology annotation, biological process: Golgi to endosome transport; endocytosis; vesicle organization. NCBI's taxonomy places the organism in Eukaryota, Metazoa, Chordata, Actinopteri, Salmoniformes, Salmonidae. The record is from RefSeq and is a predicted model, not a curated record. Gene Ontology annotation, molecular function: protein binding. Gene Ontology annotation, cellular component: membrane; Golgi apparatus.